CAGGCUAAAACUUUGAACAGCGGACAGAGUCUGAACCUUCAUGCCUAAAAUGCAUUAAACCCCUGGAGUGUGGGUCUGUACUGGAUGGGAUUUGCUGCCAUGGAGGACGUGGAGUCUCGUUUGGUGCACUUCCUCAAGCCGAUAAGGGACCUCACUGCGAACUGGGCGGUGGAUGUGGCAGCUCAGCUGGGAGAGUACCUGGAGGAGCUGGCGCAGAUCUGCAUUUCAUUUGAUAAUGGCAGAACCACCAUGAACUUUACAGAAGCAGCAAUGCUGAUCCAAGGUUCUGCCUGCAUCUACAGCAAGAAGGUGGAAUCCCUCUACUCACUGGUCUACCAGGCACUCGAUUUCAUUUCCAAUAAGAAGCGCGAGAAGCAGGUUGCAUCAGUAGGAGAGGACGGAGUCGACAGAGAUGUCAGCAAUGGACCAGCAGAAGAAGAGGAAGAGUUCCUCUCCUUGGACGACAUCCAAGAUACCAGCAGAGCAAGCAAAGACUUGAGGGGAAACCAGAGGCACAACGCGGUCAGCAUUGUCCCCUUGACUCCGAUGGCCCUGGUUCCACCAGAGGACGUGGAAAAGAAGAGCAAUCCCCUCUUCAGCCGGAAGGGGGAGAAGUUGGCGAGCCGGAAGGAUUUUCACAUGAACAUCUGCACUCCUCAAACCACCGGCAUCUUCAUGCUGGAGCUGGCGGGGCUCUCGCCGAUACAGGGCAGGAACUGGGACCGGGGGAUCGGCUCCAUAGGUGCGCAGGGCCUUCCUCCAGCAGGCUCCACGCCCAUGGAGGUCUGCGGGCUCCGGACGCCUGUGGCUGCGCUAAACUUUUCCGGAGAAAGCGCAGGCGCAGCAGCGCCCAUGUGUGACGAUAACGACGACUGCGACAACUCCCUGCCAGCGCUUCCCGAAGAGGUCCUGGGUGGCUCCCCAGUUCGGGUGGAGGAGGAGCAUGUUGAGCAUCAGAUGAGCAUCCCUCAGAGGAGAGGCUACAUGCUGCGGGAGAGAGGCCCUGCCCCGGAUGCCUGCGUCAAGGAGAUGCUGGACCCCUGGCGCAACCUUGACCCCUUCUGCUCCUCCGAUGAUAAACCCAUGAGGAAAGGCAAGCCGUUCACGGUGCCACAUGGCCUGGAGAACUUGCCUGGCACCAAGCGGAAGAGGAAGCUGUCCAGCAAGCUGCAGGAGUUCACGGCCUGGUUUUCAGCCACAGAGCACAACAGAGCUGGCAACCAGAGAAGCAGGAAGAAAGGCCCAGUGUUCCCUGAUCUCGAAGUCCUCUACUUGAAGCAUGCAAAGGAGCGCUUGGCUGCCCAGAAGAAGCUGCAGAGGAUGAGGAUGCAAGAUCCGCGGCUGGCCAAUCGGUUAGAGGAGCCCGAAGCCCUGGAGGAGGAAGAGGAGGACGACGACAAUGACGCCUUGGGCGAUAUGGAUGUCGGAGGGGCAGAUGACUUUCUGGACCACGAAGACGCCCCCCAGGUAGAAGCCCCGGAGGAAGCACCAGUUGGCCUGAUAGAUCUCGGUGACGUCCCCUCCGCCCUCAACUACGAGGAAUACGUGCAAAGAAAUGUGGAAGUGUUCAUGUUGCACUCCCAGAAAUACGCCCGAGAGACCGUCCUGUCCCGGCGCAUUCGGGACUGGGAGGAGAUGGUGGUUCCGAAGCUGGAGGAGCAGGAAUCGCACGAAGCCUUGGACAUCCACAGCUAUGGGGACAUGCUGGUCUCCAAACUGGGCACCGUGGGCGAGUGGCACUCCUUCGCCAGCCUGGUGGCGGGGCAGCCGCCUUUCGAAGUGUGCCGCUGUUUGCUGGCCUCCUUGCAGCUGGCCAACGACUACACGGUGGAAAUCUCCCAGGAGCCUGGCCUGGAGGAGAGCAUGGAUACUAUGGCUCUGCGCCUGCUGACCCAGGAGAAGGCACACGAGCGUUUCCGCACCUACACAGCUCCCUCGCUCGGCCAGCAGUGAUGCCUCUCCUCCUGCCCACGUGCGCGCGU
Messenger RNA from Lacerta agilis (Sand lizard), 1982 nucleotides. It is a transcript of the gene NCAPH2, whose product is annotated as non-SMC condensin II complex subunit H2. The record is from RefSeq and is a predicted model, not a curated record. Gene Ontology annotation, biological process: mitotic sister chromatid separation; meiotic chromosome condensation. Gene Ontology annotation, cellular component: condensin complex; nucleus. Gene Ontology annotation, molecular function: chromatin binding. Bases 85 to 1953 code for a protein of 622 amino acids. The transcript is spliced from 20 exons. NCBI's taxonomy places the organism in Eukaryota, Metazoa, Chordata, Lepidosauria, Squamata, Lacertidae.